Larimichthys crocea (large yellow croaker) is the source of this 2627-nucleotide messenger RNA. RefSeq names its product putative gonadotropin-releasing hormone II receptor. Gene Ontology annotation, molecular function: protein-hormone receptor activity; G protein-coupled receptor activity; peptide binding. Bases 288 to 1547 code for a protein of 419 amino acids. Gene Ontology annotation, biological process: cellular response to hormone stimulus; G protein-coupled receptor signaling pathway. The record is from RefSeq and is a predicted model, not a curated record. The transcript has 4 exons. Gene Ontology annotation, cellular component: plasma membrane. Lineage: Eukaryota; Metazoa; Chordata; Actinopteri; Sciaenidae.
CGCGCCUGGGACGUGGAGACGCUCGUAGCCGCGCCCACAGAGCCCCUGACGCGCACAGCGGAGUACAAGAUGCGGUAAAAACUCUCCAAGGGACACUGGAAUAAAACUGCGAGGCAAGACUGGAGACUACAAACUCAGUACUGUACUCAUCAUAAGGAGUCCAGCAGGGGGAUGGAGCCGCAGCAAGGUCUGGGACUUCCAUGAAGAGGAUUUGACUUGAUCUAGGAAGAAAUACAUCGCUGGGACACAGCUGAACAACAUGCUGACUCCUUGGUGAGGGUCAGAAAAUGAAUGCCUCCUCCUGCUGUGAUUCUCCAGUCAUCAUGUAUCAGGAGAGCUCAGAGUCUGACCUCAAUGCCAGCUGUGCCUGGCUGGCUCCUCAUUGCAACUGGACAUCAGUGGACAGAGCGCCACAGCUGCCUACCUUUUCCACAGCGGCCAAAAUCAGAGUGAUCAUUACCUUCACUCUGUGUGGCAUUUCAACUUUCUGCAAUUUAGCUGUGCUGUGGGCAAUCAACAGCCACAAGCGCAAAUCCCACCUUAGAGUGCUGAUAAUCAACCUGACUGCUGCUGACCUCUUGGUUACCUUCAUCGUGAUGCCUGUGGACGCGGUGUGGAACAUCACAGUACAGUGGCUGGCCGGCGAUUUGGCCUGCAGAUUCUUGAUGUUCCUCAAGCUACAGGCCAUGUACUCCUGUGCCUUUGUCACAGUGGUGAUUAGUCUGGACAGACAGUCAGCUAUCCUCAACCCUCUGGCUAUCAGCAUGGCACGGAGAAGGAACAGGGUCAUGCUGAUCGUAGCGUGGACUAUGAGCACCUUGUUCUCAAUCCCUCAGAUGUUUAUUUUCCAUAAUGUGACCAUCACCUAUCCAGCUAAUUUUACUCAGUGCACCACUAGGGGAAGUUUUGUCACCCACUGGCAAGAAACUGCCUACAACAUGUUCACCUUCUCCUGCCUCUUCCUGCUGCCACUGGUCAUAAUGAUCAUCUGCUACACCAGGAUCUUCAUCCAGAUCUCCAAACGGAUGACAAAAAAGAACUUGUCCUCCAGUGAGUCAGAUCUCCGUUGCUCAAAGAACAACAUCCCCAAAGCUCGAAUGAAAACUCUGAAAAUGAGCAUCGUCAUAGUGAUGUGCUUUAUAGUCUGCUGGACUCCAUACUACCUGUUGGGUUUGUGGUACUGGUUCUUCCCAGACGACAUAGAGGGAAAAGUCUCUCACUCCCUCACCCACAUCCUGUUCAUCUUUGGGCUUUUCAACGCCUGCCUUGAUCCAAUCAUCUAUGGCCUGUUCACCAUACGCUUCCGCAAGGGGCUGAGGAGCUGCUACCGCAAAGCCGCAGCGAAGUCAGACCUGGGAACUAACAUAACAGAGCCUUUAAAAAGCACUACCGCUUCUUUGCCCUCUAAAAGAGGGACAAGCAGUGGUGAAAAGGACAGAAACUGUGGACAGGUUAAGCCUAAACCCUCUGAUGGCAGACGUCUGACUGUGUUCAUUCGAGGAGAAGGAGGACAAAAAAGUAAUUCCAGCGCUGACAGCACAGCAUGAUGAGGAAAACAGAGCAGAACACGAAACUUCAUAGUUGAACUGAUUGAGCUGGUUUUGCUGUAUAUUGGACAUGUUUAUUUCACAAUCACAUCUAACUUGCAUGUGUAAAAUAAGUAUGAGAACAGAAAAUAUCCAUCGCCUAUCUGUGUUUUUGUGUGUGUUGUGCUUGAGGCUGUCCAUCUUACUUAAGGGUUAUAUAACAUCUUCUGAACACAGUAAAUAUGUUUGGCGCUGUUUAAUGGUUUGUGUCUUGUGUAACUGCUUCACAUUUUAAGAUGAGUCCACUAUACAGAAUAUGCAUUAACCAGGGCCUGGAAACAGCUUCAGGACUAAAUGAAAAAUAGAAAGACGGUGAUUGUCAGGUUACACAACUGUGCUGUUUGUGGUUUAUAGGUUACGCACUGCCUCCAGGUCUAUAAGGAAGCAUCAAAUGACUGCUGAGGUUACUUCCUUUUCAUUCAUUUGCUACUAUUAUCCGGUCUGUUCCCACAGGAAAACAAAGACGUUCAUCACGUCAUGCAGCAUGUAUCAUGCUGUUUCAGAAACAUGCAAGCGUGUAAGCUAUUAAGCCUUAACAGUGUUUGUGUAAUGACUAUAACUGUGAUAAAGAGAUGGAAACAGGUCAAUGGAUAUAAUAUAGUUUAGUUGCCUAUAACCUCAGUCAAAUAACUAUCAAGAUCAUACUACAGAUGCCACAUAUACAACAAAUCCCCAGAUUAAAUCUAAUCCAUCCCCAUGUUUCAGUCCAGCUUUUUAUUAUGCAAGGACAAUACAGAUUCCUAUAUACUGUAAGUUACUCUACUGUGACGAAUGUGACUACAACAUGCCUUUUUCACAUGUUACUAAUAACAUUAACACAGGCUCAGUUCUGCACAAGUCAUCAUCACAGUGGGGCAGAGAGCCAGCAAUCAUAAUAAUAAGAGGCUGAAACAGGUAAUUAUGUAAAAGGCUUUCAGAAGAUUUGUACAUUUUACUGCACUCUUGUAAAACAAGUUAAGCUAAUUCAUCAUAGGCAGCGAUCUUGUAACUAGCUUAUAAAGGUCCAGUGUCCAAGAUUUAUUGGUCUCUGUUCACAGACUA